Molecule: messenger RNA, 828 nt
Organism: Suillus paluster
Lineage: Eukaryota; Fungi; Basidiomycota; Agaricomycetes; Boletales; Suillaceae
Exons: 3
Coding region: 171-566 (131 amino acids)
Source: RefSeq, a predicted model, not a curated record
CCACAGGGCUACAAAGUUCUGUUUAACUCUAAGUAGAAAUUUACGAAGCAGUCGGCAUUUAACCGCCAUCGUUGAACGCUUUGUUGACCGCUAAUACCAUCUUCCCAGUGUCUCGGCGACAACCUGCCUAACAUGCCAACGAAGCAACUUGUGUGUCACUUACCUCCCUCAUGAGUCUUCUAAUGAAGGAUCUGGACACCAGACUUUAUCGAAUCUAUCUAGCUCAUUCCACAGUAACCCCCCUUGGCGGUUCGAGUCGUAUCAACCUCACAGAUGCGCCAAUAUUUCAAUGGCAGCGGGUGACAGAGUCGAACGCCAUGGGUGCCUCUCCGGCAUUUCUCCCGCAGGACGUGGACAUCACCCAUCUAUUGGAGCCCUUCACCAAUCCAAGUUGCGGAUUGCUAAUGGUUUGGCAAUAUUCUGGGUCCAAUAAGAAGUCUUCCGCUGAGGUUGAUCGCCUUGUUCAUUUCCUUCUGCACCCAAGUUUCAAACGAGAAGAGCUUGUCGGCUUCAGUUGCGCUCGCGAGGAGACACUAUUGGUCAAAUUUUUACAAGAUCCAAAGUAACAUCGAAGGAAUUGCAUCGAAAUCAAUGCAAUCACAACACGGGUCUUCAUCGGCUGGGAGAAGGAGUGUGUUGCCCGCGGGGAUCCGUAUUCGUGUAGGGCAUUCGUGUAGGUGGAUGGAACGCGCACGGGGUUGAGAUAAAAGAAGAAGUUUUUAGACGAGUGUCUGGUCAUCCAUAGACGCACGAUUUUGCGCGCUUAAUUGGUGCUGCUGCGAGCACAUAAUGCUAGAGGACUCUCAGGCCAGGUAAGUAAUCUUAAGU